Molecule: messenger RNA, 764 nt
Organism: Melanotaenia boesemani (Boeseman's rainbowfish)
Lineage: Eukaryota; Metazoa; Chordata; Actinopteri; Atheriniformes; Melanotaeniidae
Product: histone H4
Exons: 1
Coding region: 10-321 (103 amino acids)
Biological process (GO): nucleosome assembly
Cellular component (GO): nucleosome
Molecular function (GO): protein heterodimerization activity; structural constituent of chromatin; DNA binding
Source: RefSeq, a predicted model, not a curated record
AACAUAAUCAUGAGCGGACGCGGCAAAGGAGGUAAAGGACUCGGUAAGGGAGGCGCUAAGCGUCACCGUAAAGUUCUCCGUGAUAACAUCCAGGGAAUCACCAAACCGGCCAUCCGCCGUCUGGCUCGCCGUGGUGGCGUGAAGCGUAUCUCUGGUCUGAUUUACGAGGAGACUCGCGGUGUGUUGAAGGUUUUCCUGGAGAACGUCAUCCGUGAUGCCGUCACCUACACCGAGCACGCCAAGAGGAAGACCGUGACCGCCAUGGACGUGGUUUAUGCUCUGAAGAGACAGGGCCGCACUCUGUACGGCUUUGGAGGUUAAAUCCGUAACUAAUCUGAAACUAACGGUCCUUUUAAGGGCCACCCACGUUACCGUGUUAAGAGUGGUUACCUACGUAAAUUAUGCAGACUAAGUGUUGCCCUGCUGAUAACUGCGGUGAAGUUAGUUUCAAGUUGGAUAUUGGAUAUUCGCGCUGUGGUUGUUGACUUAGGGACUGUCAAUAAAUUUUGAACCAUCACUCUUCAGAAACAAAACUUAUAGCUGUCCUCUCUUGUUACCAACUCUCACAAAAUCAAUGAAAUAUCAUGCAACAAAAUUAAAUGAAUCUGCUAAAUUACCAGAUUUGAGUGAUUUUGCUGUAUUUUUUCGACGUGUUUUUAGCCAUUUUUCUUAUCCAGAAUUUCUGAUUAUCCUUCAAUAGCUUCCAGGUCAUGUGACCCAUUGACACAAAAUCCAUAUUAAACUUUUCUCCUAGUUUCCACAGA